CCCAGAUUUGAUGGCAGACCGCGACAGUUUGGUGGCGGCUGUGGCGCGCCAAGGCGCCACGGUGCGUGAGCUCAAGAAGAAUGGCGGGGCCGCCGCGGACAUCACAGCCGCAGUGGUCGCUUUGAACGCGUUGAAGGCGCAGCUGAAUGCGUUGGCGGAACCCGUGGGCGUGGUGCUCAACAAGAAGGCCUUGGAUGACUUGCUCCUUCGCAAGAUGUUUGUCGUGCCAUCGUUUGAGAUCUAUGGCGGCGUGGGUGGGUUUUACGACUUUGGUCCCCCCGGUGCCGCGGUAAAGACCAACUUGCUCAACUUGUGGCGCCGCCACUUCCUCCUCGAAGACGACGUGCUCGAAAUCGAAUGCACCAACAUCAUGCCGGAAGUUGUGCUCAAGACGUCAGGCCACGUCGAGCGCUUCACCGACUUGAUGGUCAAGUGCGUCAAGUCGGGGGAAUGCUACCGCGCCGACAAGCUCGUGGAAGACUUCAUCGAGAACCUCUUGGCGAAAGGCGCGUCGUCGCUCACGUCGGACGAGCAGGAGAAGCAUCGGUUGGUCGCGACAAAGGCCGAGAGUCUCACCCCCGACGAAAUGCAUGCCGUGAUCCAAGAGUAUGGCAUCCUCUCGCCCGGGCAUGGCGCGGCGCUGUCGGCGCCGAUGCCGUUCAACCUCAUGUUCCAGUGCCACAUUGGUCCCGAAGGCCACAACGUCGGGUACUUGCGUCCGGAAACCGCGCAAGGCAUUUUCCUCAACUUUCGCCGGUUGCUCGAGUACAACGCAGGGAAAAUUCCCUUUGGCUGUGCCCAGAUUGGGAACGCAUUCCGCAACGAAAUCGCGCCCCGCGGUGGCCUCGUCCGAGUGCGAGAGUUCCAGCAAGCGGAAAUCGAAUGGUUUGUCCAUCCUGACGAUAAAUCGCAUGCUAAAUUUGGCCAAGUGGCGGCGCAGCGCCUCACGUUAUUCCCUAAAUCGAAUCAAUUGACUACGGGCAAAACGGUGGUGUUGAGUGUGCGGGACGCAGUGGACCAAAAGCUGAUUGCCAACGAAUCGCUCGCGUACUACUUGGCGCGAACGGCGUCAUUUGUGUCACUCUUGGGCAUUGACAUGUCCCGCGUGCGGUUCCGCCAGCAUCUGGACACGGAAAUGGCACAUUAUGCGUGCGAUUGCUGGGAUUUGGAGAUCCAAUUGAGCUCUGGAUGGGUUGAAUGUGCUGGCCACGCUGACCGAUCGUGCUAUGACCUUCAAGUACACGCGGCAAAGUCCAAGGUAGAGAUGGUUGGGACACUGAAAUAUGACACUCCACGGGCCGUGGAUGUUGUCGAUAUUAAAGUGAACAAGGGCAAGAUUGGCAAAGCGUUCAAGGCGGAUAUGGGGCUAGUGAACAAGGGAUUGGAGGCAUUGCGUGUGGAUGACGUGGCAGCCCUGGCGUUCGAAGCCUCGUUGGCGGCGUCUGGCACGGCCGACUUGCAUGUGGAUGGCCAGUCGUUUCCUCUGGCGCGGGACAUGUGGAGUGCCAAGAGCGUCACCAAAACCUUCGCAGAGGAAAAGUUCGUUCCGAGUGUGAUCGAGCCAUCCUUCGGCGUCGGCCGCAUCCUCACGGCCGUGUUUGAACACACAUUUUACGCGCGCGAAGGUGAUGACAAGCGCGGCGUGAUGGCGUUCCCGGCAGUCAUCGCGCCCAUCAAGGUGGCCGUGUUGCCGUUGAGCAAUGCCAAGGAGUUUACGCCGAUUGUCCAGGAACUGGAACGUCAAUUGCGCACGGGUGGUAUCCAAGCCAAGAGCGACACGUCGGGCGUGGCGAUUGGUCGAAAAUACGCGCGCGCGGACGAACUCGGCAUCCCAUUGGGCGUGACAAUCGACUUUGAAACGCUGGUGGAUCAUGCCGUGACUGUCCGCGAGCGCGACUCGUGCGCGCAGAUCCGCGUGCCUGUGGCGGACGUGGUGGGGCACCUGCGGGCGGUGGUCGAAGGCCGGGCGACGUGGGAAACGCUCACGGCGACGUACCCCGUCUUGGACACGAAAAAGGAAUAAACACAUGGGUUUUAAAUUGAAUAGAAUUGUCGAUUCAAUCAACGGACGAAUCGUUGUUUAUACAUGGG
Molecule: messenger RNA, 2091 nt
Organism: Aphanomyces astaci
Lineage: Eukaryota; Oomycota; Saprolegniomycetes; Saprolegniales; Verrucalvaceae
Product: glycine-tRNA ligase
Exons: 5
Coding region: 11-2023 (670 amino acids)
Biological process (GO): mitochondrial glycyl-tRNA aminoacylation
Cellular component (GO): cytoplasm; mitochondrion
Molecular function (GO): glycine-tRNA ligase activity; ATP binding
Source: RefSeq, a predicted model, not a curated record